AUGGUCGUGGGCCACCGACCCGUCGUCGCCGUCGUCGUCGCCGCCCUCGUCGGCGCGUGCGCCCUGGCGGUCCUGGGCCGCGGGGCGCGCCGGCAAGCCCAGGCGUCGCUCCGCGCGUCGGCCAUCGGCACGAACGUGCCCAUGUCGGCGAAGAAGGUGGCGAUGGUGGAGCUCAUCGCCCAGUUCGAGCUCGCCCAGGACUGCUUCGAGUCCAUGGCCUACGCCUACUGCGCCUACAGCGUCUGCACCGUGGCCGAGGAGAACCCGACGCACCCGACGGCGGAGCCGACGGCCGCGUACUGCUCCUGCGUCAUCGAGAACGGCGCGCCGGACAUCGACCUGAGCGUGGACACGGGCCUGGCCCAGUUCCUGUUGGACCGGUCCAACACGUUCGUGGCCGUCGUGGAGGGCGUCGCGUCCGGGAGCCUGUCCGUCGUCGCGGGCGCGAACCAGGGCAGGACAAGGGUGAUUCAACGUCGCUUCAAC
Molecule: messenger RNA, 486 nt
Organism: Aureococcus anophagefferens
Lineage: Eukaryota; Pelagophyceae; Pelagomonadales; Pelagomonadaceae
Exons: 1
Source: RefSeq, a predicted model, not a curated record